AUGUACGAAGGAGCAGAGACUCAAGUUAAGAAUAGCGGGGGCACUACAGAACAAUUCCCCGUUAAUGUCGGUUUACAUCAGGGAUCGGCCGUUAGACCUUAUCUCUUUGACCUGAUAAUGGACAUGGUUUGUGACGUGAAGUGUCAUGCACCGUGGAAAUCACUAGUGAAGAAAAGGUGGCAGAAUAUCCGCGACCAAUAUAGACGAAAAAGUAAAGAGGAGAAUCUUCCUAGUGGUUCUGGAGGUCGCAAGAGACAACAAUGGGCAUAUUUUAAUAUGCUCUCGUUUCUGCGACCAGGCAUUGAACAAAUAAACACAAUAAGUAAUUUUGUUGAGGAAAAGGAAUCUUCCCAAAAUCACAUAAAUCUGGGAGAAGCAAAUACAGGAAAUAAUUCAGAAGACUCAAAUAAAGAAAAUGUAGAGUCUAACACAUUUGAAAUGUCCUGCCCAGAUACCAUUUUAACCGUAGAAAACAAUGACAUAGAUGACUGCUUAAAUACUUUCACUUCAGCUUCAAGUUCAAGUGGCUUAAAUGGAUGUAACAAAAAGAAAAGAAAAAAUGAUUGGGAGAAGGAAUUAUUCGACCUACUUAAAAGUACAAAUACUCCCAUAGUGGAAACUAAACAUGAUAGUGAUUAUUAUUAUUUCAUGUCACUGACAGAACGUUUCCGCGAAAUAAAAUGUAAAAAAAAAAUAAUUUACGGAAAAAAAUUGAAGAAGCCUUUGAAGAAGCAGAGGAAUCGGAAUAAAAAAAAUAAUUUAUUUAUACAAUUCUGGAGUUGA
Messenger RNA from Centruroides sculpturatus (bark scorpion), 783 nucleotides. RefSeq lists its product as uncharacterized. Lineage: Eukaryota; Metazoa; Arthropoda; Arachnida; Scorpiones; Buthidae. Bases 1 to 783 code for a protein of 260 amino acids. The transcript has 6 exons. The record is from RefSeq and is a predicted model, not a curated record.